Molecule: messenger RNA, 2188 nt
Organism: Tricharina praecox
Lineage: Eukaryota; Fungi; Ascomycota; Pezizomycetes; Pezizales; Pyronemataceae
Product: histone acetylation protein-domain-containing protein
Exons: 1
Coding region: 122-2026 (634 amino acids)
Biological process (GO): DNA damage response
Cellular component (GO): nucleus
Molecular function (GO): histone H3K56 acetyltransferase activity
Source: RefSeq, a predicted model, not a curated record
ACCAGAACCUGACAACACAAACACCCAACAACAACAAAUAUACCCACAACCCAUAUACCUAACAACACAAACAAUAGAGUGUCCAUUCCGCAACAAAAUCCACGUCUCAAGACCAUCGUAAAUGGCGCCUCCCACCCAUUCCCGUUCCGCGAUCGCUACAACGCUCACCGCCCUUCUUCCGUCCGACCUUGCGAUCUCACUCUACCACAUAGCGACUUCCCCCUGCAAAACCAAACCUCUGUUUACGCCCGCACCCAACAAGAAGCCAUCGCCCACAACGCUCGAAUCGCACUUCAUCGCAAUCUCGCACGACGACGUGCUCGCCUUCGCGAUCGAGCUGCUAGUCUACACCCUCGUGCAAACCGGCGAGCGGAUAAUCUUCGUAUCCAAAGCCGACAGCAGUGGCUACCUCCCGCCGUCCGCAGCGUCGUACAGCACCUCCAGCUCCUCCGAAGCGCGCAUAUCGCUCGUCCGCAGCGUCGCCGAAACGGCAGUGCGCAUCGUCCUCGACGGCGCAAAGGCGGCAAACCCGGAGGCUAAAAUCACCGUUUCUCUCUUCGCUAGAAGCCAGUCCGCAUACCUGUUCCCAAACUCGUUCGAGAAUAAGAAUAAACAUGUCCUUGAGGAUAGGGGGCUGAUCGCGUGGUGGUGUCGUGUGCUCGAUCCCGUGUUUCGGCAACACUCGGCCGCCGCCGCCGCCGCCAUGACCGGUGGUGCGAAGGCGUACCUGCUUGUCCCGGGUUUUGACCGACUACAGACAAAGAAGCUGUUCCCAGCACACGUCGACGGUGAUACGGCGGAGUGGAUCGUCGGCCACCCCCUCAAGAUCGAUCCCGAGCGCGACCUGCUCGUCCGCGAGAUCAUCCCGCAUUUUCCGGACGAUCCCAAGGCUCGGUUUCUGGACGAGCUUAAUGGCGACGGAACUGGGAAGAAGAAUGCCAAGUGCACGCAGCGCCCGAAGCAGUGGGCUGGGAUCACGACGGUCGAGCACUUCUGGGACCUCAUGAGCAUGCGCUCAGAGUGUGCGGGCGGACGGUGUGUGGGGUUUAUAUGGGUUGUUAUAGAGGGCGAUGGGAGUGUGCGGAAGACAAGUUCACCGACGGAGCCAGAGAUUCCGCUGAGUCCGCUUGAGUUGGGGAGAGAGACAUCACCGGUUUCGAGUUCAUCCCCAGUCACACCUUCACCUCCAUCUGUCCAGCAAAUCGACUCCGACAGUUCGAACUCCCCACCACAGCCCACCGCAUCCCCGCCGCCAUCCGGACCGCUCUCACCGCCACCACUAAUAAUCCCCCCGCUCUCAUCCUCGACCUCGACCUCCCCCAAAUCGCCCAAGAAGCGCAGCCACAGCACGCUCCUUAUGUCGCCGCGCAAGAAGAAGCUGCGCACGCUCGAUACGGAGAUCUUGCAGCGCAAGCAGCCACUCGUCAGCUCGGCGGUGGUGCUGGACGAGAAGCGGUACCAGCGCACGAUCGAUGCGCUGCUGAACCAUACCGACUUUAAGACGCUCGAGCACGCCAAAGCUGGGACUAGGAAGUGGGUCCAGAGCUCGUAUGCCGUCGUGAAGAGUAGUAAUGUCAUCAUUCGCGACGGAUGGGAUUGGGGCGAGGUCGUCACGGGUAGCCUCCAGAGGGUGCAGAGGGAACGACCGAUGGAGUCGGUCAGGGCCGGGGUCAAUGUGCUGGCUGUUAGGAAGAGGGAGACCGCGGCGCCGGCCGUAAAUACGCUGCUUCCGAGGAAGAGGGAGAAUAAAACUGCUCCCGUCGUCAACACUUUACAGCCGCGGAAGAAGGAGGCUGCCGUGGUCAACACUCUGGUGCCGAGGAAGAAGGAGGCGGCGCCGGUGGUGAAUGUACUCGCUGCCGGACUGGUUAGAAAGAAGGAGAAGCCUCAAGAGAACGGCGAAGAGCCAAAGGCCAACGUAUUGGCCGGUGACCUAGUGAAGAAGGAGGUGGAGGAGGAGAAACCAGUGGUGGAGAAGAAGAAACCAGUGGUGGAGAAGGAGACACCAGUGGAAGCCGAAAAGUAAGGCGCAUAUGGGGAUUAUUUUUUUGCUUGCUGUUUUGCUGUUUUGCUGUCUUGCUGUUACCCUUUGCGAUUUAUUUUAUAGGAAUGCAGCGUGGAAUUAGAUGAGUGUAUGAUAGUUAGACCACGAUUUACGAAAUGGAUUGCAGCGGUUUGUAAAAUAGAC